Messenger RNA from Megalobrama amblycephala (Wuchang bream), 1830 nucleotides. RefSeq names its product LEM domain containing 1 (gene lemd1). The record is from RefSeq and is a predicted model, not a curated record. NCBI's taxonomy places the organism in Eukaryota, Metazoa, Chordata, Actinopteri, Cypriniformes, Xenocyprididae. The transcript is spliced from 10 exons. Gene Ontology annotation, molecular function: DNA binding. The coding region runs from base 177 to 1400 and encodes 407 amino acids.
AGCAUAUAAGGAGACCCCGGCGAGCAGCUGCUGGUGGUGUGACACGGUUGUUUGGACUCUCAAAACUCGCUGAGCUUCCAGUUCUUUUGUAAUACAAAGCCGACGUUUCAUUCGAGCAUCGGAAAUCAUUUCCUCAGGGCUUGGGUUUUCAGAUGCAUUAGCUUUCCACACCUGACAUGCCGGUGUUUGUGGAAGACCCCUCUCAGUUCUCCAAAGAGAGGCUGAAGUCGGAGCUCAUAGCGCAUAAUGUGGAUCUUCCCCCACCGGAGAGCAAGAAACACGCUUAUGUUGAGCUUUAUCUGAAACAUGUGAGGACAAACGGCACAGAUUUCUCUAGUGAUGAAGAGGAGGAUCAUUUUAAUGCCAACGCCGAGAAAGAAGAAGCGGCAGACAUGGUAGACCUGAGCUUACUGACUGAUGAUCAGCUGAAAGCCAAACUGCUCCAGUAUGGGGUUAAAGCCGGACCCAUUGUAGCCUCCACUAGAGGUUUAUAUGAAAAGAAGCUGAAAAAGCUGCUGGAUUCUUCAGCACAGACCUCACAGCACAGAAUCAACGGCACAGGGGAUGCAGGCCUCUACUCGGACAGUGAGGAAGAGGCUGAGAGGGAGGAAGACGAGGACAAGGACUCUGACUCAGAGCAGCUUCGGUCUGAAACGGUGUCCCGUACAGAGACCAGCAAAACAGGAAGCAGAGUGGGCGUGUUCAGUAACAGCAGAGAUUUUUACCCACGCUGCUUUGUGCCCUCAACUGGAUUUGUAAAUGGAAAGAUUCAGCACAAGUCUUUAAACUCCACCCAGAAUGGGUCUUUGGGUCAAAGUGGGUCCCAGUGCAGAUCCUUCAGCAUCACUCAGAUGGUGGAAGAGAUGGAGAACAGAUUCAGUUCUCAGUCAAAACAAUCAGAGAUUGAGAGGAGAUCUGGUCAGAGAAGCAAGCAGACGGUGGACAGCAGGGACCUGCGGGACUACAUGAGGCUGGAUAAAGACACCAUGACCGGCAGAUCUCUUUGUUUAACAUCUCCAUCAACCCAUAAGAAAAAAACUGAACCUGUGACGGAUGUUCUUUCAGAGAUGUUCCCUGACACUGCCAAAACCCCCACUGGAAUCUAUGCUACAAAGAGACGGCCUAUAAAGGGAGCCGCAGGCCGCCCUGUGCAAUUUAAAUACCCUGAAAUGCCGCUACUGAGUCCGACUACACUGGAGAGGCAGGAGAUUCAGCAGCGUCUAGUGCCUCUGUGGGUUCAGAUCAUGGUAUUUCUCCUGGUGGCCUGCCUGCUGUUCCUCAUCUACUCAUCCAUAGAAGAGCCACUCUCCAGUCCUUUCACUGCGCUGUUCGAUGGUCUGCAUGAUGCUGCUCUUAUAUCCACCUCACAGGACUCCCCCGCCACUGACGAUACAGCUUAACACUGAUGCCAAAGGAAGUUAUUGCAAAUUCAUCUCAGGUUCUAGUCAGCAAGAUGUCAUAUGAUUAUCUUUUAUAAAGUGGUGUCAGAGGUUUGUGUGUUUGGACUAAAUGAAACUUCAACCAUACCUGCCUUCAAAGACCUCCUAGGAUUUUAAACUUGAACUGAUGGGAUGUGUAGUUGGCUAGUCCUGUGCAUGGAGUGUUUGUUUUCUCUGAUUGAUCUUUUACUACAAAUGUGUAUUUUAUACAAUUUUCCUUGUUUUCGGGUUGUUUGUGCUUUUGUCAUCAGCUACCUGAACUCAUGCAGGAACACUCACAUUCUUCUCUUACAUCUUACACAGCUGGAAUAAUGAGUAAUGUAUGGUCUCUUUCAGUUUUUAAACACGUACUUUGUUUUAUUUGUGAAUAAAUAAAUAUGUUCUCCUAAAA